This is a messenger RNA of Cynara cardunculus var. scolymus (artichoke), 465 nucleotides long. RefSeq names its product late embryogenesis abundant protein M17-like. Bases 50 to 304 code for a protein of 84 amino acids. The transcript is spliced from 2 exons. The record is from RefSeq and is a predicted model, not a curated record. NCBI's taxonomy places the organism in Eukaryota, Viridiplantae, Streptophyta, Magnoliopsida, Asterales, Asteraceae.
CACCAUCUUCAUAGCAAUCAACGUACGUACUCGUUUUGAAUCUACUAAAAUGAAGAUCAACUCGUGCUUGCUUUUUGCACUUCUUCUUCUUCUUGUUUCAUGCACUUUGGCUGUGGAGACAUCGCAGCAGGAGACAACCACUGAGCAGAAACCCGAAGAAGCUGCUUAUGGUGGAGGUGGUGGAUGGGGAUGUCGCCAUGGAUGCUGUUAUCAUGGAUAUAGAGGAGGUUGUGCAAGAUGUUGCUCCUCGCCAGAAGAGGCCAAGGCCUUUGCGGAAAGACAAGCUCACCCUCAAAAACCCUAAUAAGUAAAUUCGCAUGCAGUUGCAGUAGCUAGCUGCGAUAACAAAUCCAUGUAUUUGGUAUAUAUUCACUAAAUAAAUAAAACAAUACAUGGUGUUGUAAUAGAGCUAUAAAUAAGAGUUUAAUGUGGAAAAUAGGAUCUUUUUCCACCUUUUGGAGUAUA